AUGGAGCUCGCCGAUCGGCCCGAUCUAGCUCCGGCGAGGAACAGAGGGCAGCGGCAGCAGCGGGCAGAGCAGAGGGUGGGUGGGCUGAGAAGUGAGAACUUGAGAUGUGGGUUUCGGGACUUCUCAGGCUUGUUGUUUCACAAAAUCAAUGGUAUUGGGAAGAAUCAAAGCAUUGCUUCCCAUUUACCAAACUUUGAAGACUCUCCAAGUAAAAGGGACCUCGAUGGAACUAGAAAUUCAAACUUUCCAGUGUUUAAUCUAAGAACCAUUAUUGCAACCACAGAUGACUUCUCUGUGUCUAACAAGCUUGGCAAAGGUGGUUUUGGCUCAGUUUAUAAGGGUUUGCUACAAAAUGGGAUGGAAAUAGCAGUGAAAAGACUAUCAAAAUAUUCAGGACAAGGAAUAGAACAGUUCAAAAAUGAAGUUGCACUAAUUGCUAAACUCCAACACAGGAACCUUGUGAGAAUUUUAGGUUGCUGCAUUCACAGAGAAGAGAAGAUGUUAGUCUAUGAGUACUUGCCAAAUAAAAGCUUAGACUCUUUCAUCUUUAACAAAACAAAAAGGUCAUGUUUAGAUUGGGAAAAGCGAUUUGAGAUUAUUUGCGGAAUUGCUCGAGGGAUCUUAUAUCUUCAUCAAGACUCAAGAUUAAGAAUUAUCCAUAGAGAUUUAAAGGCCAGCAAUAUUCUACUCGAUAAUACUUUGAAUCCAAAAAUUUCAGAUUUUGGUAUGGCUAGAAUAGUUGGGGGUGACCAAAUUGAAGCAUAUAAAAAUUGCAUCGUUGGAACAUAUGGUUAUAUGUCACCAGAAUAUGCAAUGCAAGGACUAUAUUCAAUAAAGUCUGAUGUAUAUAGCUUUGGGGUUUUGCUAUUGGAGAUAAUUUGGGACCUAUGGAGAGAAGGCAAAGCAAUGGAAAUUGUUGAUCCAUCACUUGGUGAGACAUACCCUACUAUUGAAGUUUCAAGAUGCAUUCAAAUCGGGCUUUUGUGCGUGCAAGAACAUGCAACAGAUCGGCCAACCAUGUCAGCAAUUGUUUUCAUGUUGGGUAAUGACACGACUCUUCCUUCUCCAAAAGAACCUGCAUUUAAUUUGAAGAGUACUUUCAAUAAUAAAGACAAAUUAAAUGGUGAAGCGGCUAAUUCUGUAAAUCAAAUAACAAUUUCUGAAGUUGAUGGUCGCUAAAGCACCACUCUACUUGGAGAAAUGUACUAAUAUGCCAUUUCAACAUA
Molecule: messenger RNA, 1226 nt
Organism: Quercus robur (English oak)
Lineage: Eukaryota; Viridiplantae; Streptophyta; Magnoliopsida; Fagales; Fagaceae
Product: G-type lectin S-receptor-like serine/threonine-protein kinase At1g11410
Exons: 6
Coding region: 1-1179 (392 amino acids)
Biological process (GO): protein phosphorylation
Molecular function (GO): ATP binding; protein serine/threonine kinase activity
Source: RefSeq, a predicted model, not a curated record